UUCAAAGCAGAGCUGUCAAAGUUCAGAACGAUAUACCCGGAGGGAAGCGAUUUUUGCUACAAUCUUUUUGUAGACAUCCGUCCAAAAUGAGAGAGAUAGUGCAUUUACAGGCUGGCCAAUGCGGCAACCAGAUCGGAGCUAAGUUCUGGGAGGUGAUAUCUGACGAGCACGGCAUUGACCCGACUGGCACUUACCAUGGUGACUCGGACCUACAGCUGGAGAGAAUCAACGUAUAUUACAAUGAAGCCACGGGUGGGAAAUACGUCCCACGUUGCGUACUUAUUGACCUGGAGCCCGGCACCAUGGAUUCUGUCCGUUCCGGACCCUUUGGACAAAUCUUCCGUCCGGACAAUUUUGUGUUCGGCCAAAGUGGAGCAGGCAACAACUGGGCCAAGGGGCACUACACCGAAGGCGCAGAGCUGGUCGACUCCGUGCUGGACGUGGCUCGUAAGGAGGCCGAGAGUUGUGACUGCAUCCAGGGUUUCCAAGUGACCCAUUCACUAGGGGGAGGCACCGGCGCUGGGAUGGGGACUCUACUGAUCAGUAAAAUCCGAGAGGAGUACCCCGAUAGAAUGAUGAACACUUUCAGUGUAGUGCCUUCGCCAAAGGUGUCCGACACUGUGGUGGAACCGUACAACGCCACCCUGAGCGUACACCAGCUGGUUGAAAACACGGAUGAGACGUACUGCAUCGACAAUGAGGCUCUGUACGACAUCUGCUUCCGUACACUCAAGUUGACCACGCCCACUUAUGGUGACCUCAACCAUCUCAUUUCCGCCACCAUGUCUGGCGUCACUACUUGCUUACGUUUUCCCGGUCAGCUGAAUGCAGAUCUCCGCAAGCUGGCCGUGAACAUGGUGCCCUUCCCCCGUCUCCAUUUCUUCAUGCCCGGCUUCGCUCCUUUGACUUCUCGCGGCAGCCAGCAGUACCGCGCUCUCACCGUCCCAGAGCUGACUCAACAAGUGUUUGAUGCCAAGAACAUGAUGGCUGCCUGCGACCCACGACACGGUCGCUACCUUACCUGUGCCGUCAUGUUCAGGGGACGGAUGUCAAUGAAGGAGGUUGAUGAACAGAUGUUAAACGUUCAGAACAAAAACAGCAGUUAUUUCGUGGAAUGGAUCCCGAAUAACGUUAAGACCGCGGUCUGUGAUAUCCCGCCACGCGGUCUCAAGAUGUCUGCCACCUUCGUCGGCAAUACGACAGCCAUUCAAGAGCUUUUCAAGAGGAUCUCAGAACAAUUCACUGCCAUGUUCCGGCGCAAAGCCUUCCUCCAUUGGUACACGGGCGAGGGUAUGGACGAGAUGGAGUUCACCGAGGCGGAGUCCAACAUGAACGACCUUGUUUCUGAAUAUCAGCAAUAUCAGGACGCCACUGCUGAAGAGGAGGGAGAAUUUGAUGAGGAAGAGGAAGAGGAGGCAUAAAUUCAAUUCUCAUACUAAAUGCCCAGUCCGCGAUUUAUUGUUAAAACUUGGACUAACUCCACUGGUCAUUGAGUGUCAAAGGCAAAUGUAUUGUUUAUAAAAGUAUAAGAUGGCCAAACUACAUAUAUGGAUUAAAGUUUUUAGAGUGCUAUUUGCGAAUAUAACUUUUAUACUCCUUAUAACUUUGACCUGGGUACUAUUCAAUCUCGCAUUUUAAUUACUUCUCUGCUUUUGCGGUUUUCUAGUGCAAAUUUUUUGGUGUGUGCAAUUUUGUGCGACAGAAAUAUCUUAUGAGUGAAACAUCUAACCUUUAAGUUUUUAGAAAAAUUGCAUUUAACACAUCAGGUUAACUGAAACCAAGUUAGUAUAUGUUUGUAACGGCAGUAAGUAGUGUUUUUAUAUAAUGAACUGUUUUACCAUGUACACUGCUGUAUUCCUACAGUAUUCCAGUAUGUAUUUUUUCUUCGCAUACUUGUGGCGAUAUGAAUGAAAAGUGUCCAUUUUUUAUCUUGUAUAUAUUAAACCUUU
Lingula anatina is the source of this 1949-nucleotide messenger RNA. RefSeq names its product tubulin beta-4B chain. The record is from RefSeq and is a predicted model, not a curated record. Lineage: Eukaryota; Metazoa; Brachiopoda; Lingulata; Lingulida; Lingulidae. Gene Ontology annotation, cellular component: microtubule. Gene Ontology annotation, biological process: microtubule-based process. Gene Ontology annotation, molecular function: structural constituent of cytoskeleton; GTPase activity; GTP binding.